AUCACAUACCUACUGACAGAAGGAGUUGUUUGAGUUGAUCUCCUACUAUUAAACACACUGGGGCAGCCAGCUUUUGCAGGAACAGAGCUUGAAUUUCUCAUGUGUUUUCGUCUGCUGAGGGCUGUAGGCUGCACCCAAAUUCUUUGCCUGUGCUUUGUUAUCCCUGUAUGACUGCCAAAAGUGUGUAAUGCUGAAACUAAACGCUGCUGCUUGGUCGGUGGAUGUGUUGAUUUUCCUCAACAUUUCCAGUAGUUUCACAAAACUUUUUAACAGCUGUCAGAUACCCAUCAUUAUUUGUCAUGUUGGGGGCAAGUCCAGUUUCUAGGUCAACCAUGACUUCAUUGAGACUUGUUUUGACUGUCUCAAUUGUCUGAUUCUUGUCUUCACCACUACUGGGUAUUUCAGUCUCCUUCAUGGUUGUUUUCUGCCUUUUCUGUUGGAACAGAUCAUCAUCCAGCAUGGCUGAUUCUUUGAAAGAAUGUCGUAUGUCUUCAUUAUGCCACUGAAUAUCAACAGAGAGGGACUGCAAGUACUCUUCAUCUGACUUUUGGUGAAGACUGCUAUAGAAGCUAAUGGGUUGGCAAUCUUUUUACAAGAGCUACGCCUGCAAGGAGCUGAUGGGGAUCAACAGCAACGAGGAGUGGAGAACGUGAAGGAUGAGAAGUUGGCUGUUGUGGAGGACAAAGCAGCAGCAUUGGGGUUGAGGCGAUCGAAUGGCUACGAAAGGAGACGAUUGUUACUUCUAUUAUAAUACUGAAUGUCUGAAGGGUGACCAAUGCGCUUUCUGUCACAGUCAAGCUGCACUCGGUAACAACACUGUCUGUGCGUUGUGGCUACAAGGGUCGUGCUUUCGAUCAGCAUGUCCGUUCAGACAUAUGCAUAUCACUGUGAAUGCCGUUGAAGAGUGAGUUGUUGUGUUGCUUUGAGAUUCAACCGAGUGGCUGCCUCAAGCCCAACUGUCCUUUCAAGCAUUUCAAGCCAAGAAAUGUGAUCACACUGGGAACGAGCUCAAUGCCGGUGAUGUCAACGACACAGCCAGUUGUUGCUGUCAGACCGUCUGUUUGUGCUUCUACCAACUUGGUUCAAGCACAGGACACAGAGAUGCCAAAUUUCCUUGGAGUUGUAAAGGAAGUGAUGACGUCUCUAUCAGCCCAGUCAGACAACAAAGGAACAUCAAAUUUGACUGUUAGUGGGCGGAUAGUCACACUAAGAAAACCGAUAGGACAUGUGAAGAAGAUUGUAUAUAUUUGGAAGGUUGGAGCAAUGAAUGGCAUGUCAAAGUAGUGUCCAGUAAAAUCAUGCCACUAUUCAAGCUGCUAGUGCAACAGCUGUGACAUUUGUUGACCAGUUUACGAUGCUGUAUAAUUCAAUUCUAACCAGUUAUAGUCAUUACCGGUUGGAUAUAAUAAUAUAAAUACACACACACACACACACACACACACACACACACACACACACACACACACACACACACACACACACACACACACACAAACCACAUAUAUAAUAAGCUAAGUGUAUACUGAGCACUGAUAACAAUCUGUGGCAUAUCAGUACUGAGUAGCAAGUCAAAUAAAAACCUGUUUGUAAUUGUGUGUGUACAAUGUUGCAUUUAGUAACUCUUGCAUACUGCUUCAAGUGUGUUUUAGCGAAUUACGGUUAAUUAGUAAAAUUCACGUACAUAUACCUGGGAGGCAAUGGAGUUGGCUUCAUGUAUUGCUUGGAACUCUCUAAUUCCUUCAAGAUUGAAUACGCCAAAUAGGAAUGCACCGGCUUGAGUGUUGU
Corticium candelabrum is the source of this 1785-nucleotide messenger RNA. RefSeq lists its product as uncharacterized. The record is from RefSeq and is a predicted model, not a curated record. Lineage: Eukaryota; Metazoa; Porifera; Homoscleromorpha; Homosclerophorida; Plakinidae. Bases 892 to 1284 code for a protein of 130 amino acids. The transcript has 7 exons.